Molecule: messenger RNA, 3242 nt
Organism: Diospyros lotus (date-plum)
Lineage: Eukaryota; Viridiplantae; Streptophyta; Magnoliopsida; Ericales; Ebenaceae
Product: protein ALTERED PHOSPHATE STARVATION RESPONSE 1-like
Exons: 4
Coding region: 450-2603 (717 amino acids)
Source: RefSeq, a predicted model, not a curated record
CCCCCCCCUUCCCCAGUCUCUCUCUCUCUCUCAUCUUCUCCAUUUUUAUCAGACUCCAAGCUUUUUCCCCCCCCUCUCUCUUUUUGUUUGUGUGCGAGGGUGAGACUGUUGAGACCACAUCCAUUAUUGGGCGGGGGAUGCAAUGGCCAGAUGGGUUUCUGCAAAGCUGUCUGCAGGAGCUACCAUUUUACUUGGAACCCACUUUAUGUACAGACUAGUAGGAGGGUUUGCUAAUGCUUGUUUGAAAGCUGCAUUUUCUCCCUGUUAUCUAAAACCCUAGUCAUCACCAUUAAAACCCUCCAUUUCUGGCAGAAAGCUCACCUCUUUUUCUUUACAGUUCCACACUCUUCCAAAAGUCCCAACUUUUCAAACUUCAGCCCACCUUUGAUAGCAAACUCACCUGCCUGCUGCUGCUAGCCCUACUUUUGCUUGGCAAGAAAGGAGAGAAGAUGGGCUGUGUUGCCUCUAGGCUAGAGGAAGAAGAAGAAGUGGUUUCUAUUUGCAGAGAGAGAAAGAAGCAGCUGAAGCUGGCAGUGGAGAGAAGAUAUGCUCUUGCUGAUGCCCAUGGAAGGUACUGUCAAGCUCUGUAUGGAGUCUCAGCAGCUAUAAGGCUGUUUGUUGCCUGCCAUUCUUCACCUCCUUCCCCAUUUCUCAUCACCUUCCCACCACCUUGUCCACCCUCUCCACUCAAAGAAAAUGUAGUCUCCAACCCACUGUUCCUUCAACAAACACCUUCUGAACCCACCAAGGCAGCUAUUGGCUGCGAGUCUUGUGCUUCUUCAACAUCUUCAGAGUCCUCUGAACCAGAGAGAGAAGAAAGAGCAGAGAGGCAAGAAGAAGAACAAGAGCAAGUUUGUGGGUAUUUCUAUAUGCAAAUGCCACCAUCAAUGCCUUCACCACAGCGAGAUUUUGGCUGGGAUUUCUUUAACCCUUUUGACAUCCUAAGGCCAGAGAUAAUAAGCGGAUACAGCCGCAACUCUGAUGAUGAUCUUAGGGUAGUGAGGGAAGAAGAAGGAAUUCCGGAGCUGGAAGAGGAAGGAGAUAGAAUGGAGGAAGAAAAGAAGGUGGCGGCGGCUGAAGAAACAGAGAAUGUAGAGAACCAACAGAAUGGGGUUGAAGUUAUUAGGGAAGCGGAUGCUCCUAGCCAGGGAGAGCAAAAGAGUUUAACAGUUAUUGACACACCAGAAAAGGGUAGAGAGUUAUUGGAAGCAAUGAAGGAUAUAGAGGACCAUUUCAUUAGGGCUUAUGAUUCUGGCAAGGAUGUGUCCAGAAUGCUAGAGGUUAAUAGGUUCCAUUUGCAGUCUGGUUUGGAGGAAAUAAAAGAAAACUCCACAAAACUUAUCCAAGCCAUCACAUGGAGGUCCACUUCAUCCCGGACUUCAUCCUGUAAAAGUCUUGCAGCAUCUAGUUCCAAAGGCUCUUCAACCUGGACAGAAUUCAACAAUGAUCUCUUUGAUGAUUAUGGAGGAAUGGACUCUGGGAGCCAUUCUCUGACACUAGGAAGGCUAUAUGCUUGGGAAAAGAAGCUUUACGAGGAAGUUAAGGCUGGAGACAACACCAGGAAAAUAUACGAGAGGAAGUGCAAUCAGCUAAGAAAUCAGGAUGUUCGAGGAGAUGAUAGGCUAGUUGUGGACAGAACUAGAGUUGCAGUCAAAGAUUUGUAUAGCAGGAUCCUGGUUGCAAUUAGAAGUGCCGAAUCGAUUUCAAAACAAAUUGAGAAACUCAGAGAUGAAGAAUUGCAACCCCAAAUAAUUGAACUGCUACAAGGCUUGACAAGAACCUGGAAGGUUAUGUGGGAAUCUCAUGAAAUCCAAAACAAAAUUAUGUUUAAAGUGAAAUCCUACACCUGCCCCACUUACGGGAAAUUCUGCAACAACACCCAUCGACUUGCAACACAGCAACUUGAGGCUGAGAUUCACAAUUGGAGAACACGCUUCAUAGAGUACAUUGCAGCACAGAAAGCAUACAUCGAAGCGCUCUAUGGAUGGCUAUCAAAGUUUGUUAUCCCCGAAGUUGAAUUCUACUCUAGGAGCAGGAAUUCAUCCCUGCCUUGUCGAGUCAGUGGUCCUCCGUUGCUUGUGAUCUGCCAUGGUUGGUUAGCGUCCAUGGACAAGCUGCCAGACAAGGCAGUUGGCAUUUCCAUGGAAGGCUUUGGUAAGGACAUAAGGGCUUUAUGGGUGCAGCAAGGGGGGGAACAGCACCAGAAGAGGAAAGUGGACGGUAUGGCGAAAGAACUUGAUAGAAAGAUUCUUGCGUACCAGAAGUCCGAGAACAGGAUUUUCGAAUCCAAGCUUUCAGAGCACAACUCAGACCCAGGCAGCCGUGCUGAGUUCUUGAAUGAGAAGAAGGAUUCACUGGAUGCUUUCCGGAGGAGGGUAGACGGUGAGAAAGAAAAACACAUAGACUGCAUGCAAGAAACACAACGGAUCACACUCAAUGGAUUCCAAACCGGGUUUUGUGGAGUCUUCGAUUCCCUGACAGAGUUCUCCAAGGCUUCUCUAAAAAUGUACAACGACCUUUUGAAGCAGAGCGUGAGCGCCCAGAAAAAAGGGAAUCCAGGGUACAUAGAAGGUCCCCAGAAUGGAGAAGAUGCAAGCACAUGACAGAGAGGAAGGAAACCGGUCAAGCUUAGUUUAGAUUUUAGUUUAGGGGUGGUAGGUUUGAGGGUUCUGCAGCUAUUUAUUGUACAUUAGAUUGUGUCGAAGCAGCUCGCUGAGACAACACUUGUAGUAGUAGUAGGGAUUUCUAUUUCAUUCAGGUGGCUCACCAUCUUUACUGCCUAGUCAUCGUCGUCGCCGUAUUAAAGAUUGCCUGCAAUUUUGUGGGAGACAUGUAAAUUCCUGAGCCGACCAACCUUCUGGGCAAGAAUUCUGCCAAGAAGCGUAGAGGUUGAGAUGGAGCUGGGCAAUCUUGUGAGUACCAAGUAGGUGGGUUGGUUGGUUUUGUGUUGAGAAUGUAAGGGACUUAGGAAGCAGUAUUUUAAUAGCCUUCCUCCAAGCUUUGCAUCUUCUUCUUCUUCUUUAGCUUGUAUGUCUUUCUUGAGGAGCCCUUUCUACUCUUGGAUCUUCACAUUUGCUAAUUAUGCAACUCUCGCAUCAAAUGGUAAUUCAAAUUUCUAUUUGUCCUGUAGCUGUAGGAAUCGGCAAUUGUCCUUUUAAGGCUAAACUCUCAACUACUAUUUGUUGGCGGCCUUUGGGUUACUGUUGAAGAAGAAGUUAGGUACAAGGGCUCUCUCUCACUUC